UCCAAUCUUUAUCUGCUGGGUCUCCAGAGGCCCGAGUAGAGAGUCCAAGUUUUCGAACAGGUCUUUGAACUUGGCGUCCGUGUCAGUCCGCCGGGCCUGGUAGAGCUUCAGGCCCACGGUGAUGUACUUCUGUAGGUCUCUGAAGAUCUUCCUGAACGAGUAGUAUUCUCCGAGCACCGACAUUAUCAGCGCUAAGAAAUGGAUGGCACCAAAGCGAGCACCAAAUUGUUUGGGACGACGGGGUCGGGUGCACGUGCGAUGGUGUUAUCAUGUGAUCUGUUGCUAAGGAAACGAAUAAACUUUCCCGACAGCGUGUGCGUCGUUUGUGCCGGAGACUCUGGUAGAAGUGGCGUCUCUCCAGGCGCCUCAGAGUUGUUAACGGACUCGCACACGAGGUAUUUGUUGGAGGAUGGGCGAAAAACGGACCUGCAUUUGCCAGAUAUGUACAUGUGGGCAGCAUAGGUGCCCACACCAGCCCCAUGCCAACAUCAUGAAUCGCUCACCUCUGCAGCCGUGCACCUUUUCAGAGUACACCCAGCAGUUCAAGAAGUACAGCGGUGCCACUCUACGCAAGUCCAUCAAGCCAGCGCAGCAACCUCUCAACCGUGACUCCAAGAUGGCGUGCGAGACCAUCAACUGUCAGGACUUCACUCCCCAUCCCGUCACGCCCCGGGCCAUGCAGCCACUUGCGGUGUACAAGAAGCCCGACGGGAUCGUCAGCUCACACACAGAAUACAGGAUGACCUUUGAGGGGAAGCCACCAAGAGAACCCACGGUAUCGUUUCGUCCAGCGAACUCCAGAAAAGAAGACGGGGAGACAUUUGAUCACAAGUCAACUCAGGCUUCCGAUUUCGUCACGUUUGCCAUUCCCGAGAGGGAAACUUUCGCUGUAAAGAGGACGUACGAACCACCAAAGGAGCCCCUGGAGACAAAGUCAACCGUGAAAAGGGACUUUGUCGACUUUGGACCCGUAAGGCCUCCACAGAGCCUGAAACCGUCGCAGACACCGAAACUCUCCACUGAUCCCUUUGACGGGAAGUCCUGCUACCGUCAAUGCUUCACGCCACAGCCGAUCCCCGCCCGCCACCAGCACACAAAGGAGGUCUACAAGCCGUCGGCUGACAGGUUUUCAGGGCUGUCGACCUACACCAAAGACUUCCCUGGACACACCGGGAGAUUCCCUGCGCUUAGCAUGAAGCCCCCGCAGAAAAAGGUAGCAUCUGACAACCCCUUUGAGGGAGCCACGGAGUCCAGACUCAGCUACCGGUCGUGGGAGCUGCCUCCUAGACACUUCAGGCCACCCACCGUCUACUCACCACCGACCGAGACCUUCACAAAGCACUCGACGUUCCGCACCGACUACCCUGACUACGGCCACACUGAUGUGAGGAAGCCGAUUCGCCCGCCGCCUCGCCCGAGGCCCGACAACGAGGCAGCGUUCCGCCCGGUCACCACCCAGCGCGCGGACUUCCAGUCGUGGGACCCGUCACAGGUGGAGCGCUCCACGCCCAUCCGACAGGGAGGCAACUACGAGCCAAGUCCAGAGAAAUUCAGCGCCGUAUCCACCUGCCGUGACCACUACCGUGGGACACCGGGGGCCCGAGCCCUCUCCACAAAGCCGGUGCUCAAACCGAUGGUGACGGCCGAAGAGAUGGGCAGCAACACGACGUACAGAGACAACUUCUUGAGCUCAGGGUUCUCCCCGUGCCCUGCAAAGUGGCUCUCCAAGGAGAUAGGUAUGAGUGGUACCUUUAGUUUCUCCCACGAGAACCCCUCCAACGGACACCUCUACUUCACGACACUCCCACCAGCAAUUGCCUCACCCCCACCAAUGGCCACACUCCCACCACAAGUGGCAACUAUCUGAAGAAAGAUUGUAAUGUUGCGUGGGCAUCAUGCAGGGAUUUUUCAUUUUGUUGUCACGUAAUAAUGUCCAUUGUUGUAGCAUGUCAACAUAGUAUGUGUGUGUUGACUGGAGUGGAUCAAUUAAGUUACAUGUGUAUGCGAGAGUGUGCAUGUGUGAGUAGAAUCUCG
Messenger RNA from Geodia barretti, 2034 nucleotides. The record is from the annotation of a GenBank genome assembly. NCBI's taxonomy places the organism in Eukaryota, Metazoa, Porifera, Demospongiae, Tetractinellida, Geodiidae.